AUGCAACAAGAGAAGAUGGAGCUUGAUCUGGAAAUCCCAUCCGCGCUGGUUCAGACGGACGGACACCUGAGGAGGUCCAAUAGCGCGCCCAUGAUUAAUGGACUAAGUGAUACCUGCCCGGUUUUCCAGCGCGAGGUUCUACGGAGCAGAAGAAACAGCACCACCGUCGUCAACAGGCCCAACAUGGUGCCGUCGUCUCCCAUCCGAGUGCCUAGUACCAGGCUUCACCAAAUCAAGCAGGAGGAAGGUGUGGAUGUGAUGAACCGAGAAACUGCUCAUGAACGGGAAAUCCAGACUGCAAUGCAAAUGAGCCAGUCGUGGGAAGAAAGCCUGAGUUUGAGCGACAACGAUUUGGAGAAGUCGGCCUCGUCCUCCCCCAAAAGGAUCGACUUUGUUCCCGUCUCUCCGGCCCCUUCCCCCACGCGAGGCAUCGGGAAGAAGCAGUGUUUUUCUCCGUCACUACAAAUCCUCGUGAGCAGCAACGGUCUGACGCCGAGCCCCGUCCCCAGCCCCACCAGACGAUUCAGUCGAAGAAGCCAAAGUCCAAUAAACUGCAUCAGACAGAGCAUUCUGGGGCCCUUAAAACGCAAAGGGGAAAUGGAGACCGAGAGCCAACCCAAGAGACUGUUCCAGGGCACGACCACAAUGCUCUCUUCAGACAUGUCCGACCUCAGCUCCUGCCACUCCCUGGACCUUCUGGACGGCAGCCUGAGCAGCAUGAGCUCGUCCACCGACUCACCGGGAAAAAUGGAAGGCGUCUCCCCCUCCUCCUCCAGCAACUCCCCCUUCGCCUCGCACCAGGACCUGUCCCCCAAAUGA
Molecule: messenger RNA, 819 nt
Organism: Knipowitschia caucasica
Lineage: Eukaryota; Metazoa; Chordata; Actinopteri; Gobiiformes; Gobiidae
Source: the annotation of a GenBank genome assembly